Molecule: messenger RNA, 1113 nt
Organism: Sparassis crispa
Lineage: Eukaryota; Fungi; Basidiomycota; Agaricomycetes; Polyporales; Sparassidaceae
Product: Putative pyridoxal kinase
Exons: 7
Coding region: 1-1113 (370 amino acids)
Biological process (GO): pyridoxal 5'-phosphate salvage
Cellular component (GO): cytosol
Molecular function (GO): pyridoxal kinase activity
Source: RefSeq, a predicted model, not a curated record
AUGUCCAAACAUGUGCCGAAGACAGAGAGAGUGCUAAGCGUCCAGUCGCACGUCGCGUUCGGGUACGUGGGGGGCAAGGCGGCGGUGUUCCCUCUACAGUGCUUGGGAUAUGACGUCGAUGUGGUGAAUACCGUGAAUUUUUCCAACCACUCCGGAUAUGGCCGCUUUGGCGGUUCGAGAGCGAGCGCAUCUGAGCUGGCAGGAAUAUUCCAGAUCAUGGAAGACAAUGGGCUGUUGUUCCCGGAUAGACUUCUCACAGGUUACAUCCCCGGAGCGGAAGCUUUAGCGGCUGUGAAGGAAAUCGCCUUGAAGCUUAAGCAACGUAACCCUGAGCUCAUAUACCUACUAGAUCCUGUCCUGGGCGAUGCGGGCAGAUUAUAUGUUGCGCCUGAUGUCAUACCCAUCUACCGGGCAGCAUUGCCAUACGCUACAAUCAUCACACCUAAUUGGUUUGAAGUAGAAGUUCUCACAGAUAUUAAAAUGACGGACUCAGCGUCGUUGCGGCGCGCGAUGAAGAUUCUACAUGACGAAUACCGCGUCCCGAAUGUCGUGAUCAGCUCUAUCCCGCUUCGUGCGUGGCUCGACGACCUCCUCCCAGCUCAGAUACGACCUUCGUCUCAACACACGGAUAUCGACUUCCUGCUCUGCAUCUCCUCGUCCUCCUCCCCCGCCAAUUCCGGAGGGGAAGGUGGAGCGGGACGGGAGAGGAUGUUGUCUGCACACGUCCAGUGCAUACCCUGCCUUCCGGGCUACUUCUCUGGCGUGGGCGACCUUUUCUCCGCCCUCGUGCUUGCGCACUUCCACCCUGACGCAGCGCCCGCAGGUGCGGAGACGCCGCUGUCGCACGCGGUGUCACGGGCACUGACAAAGACGCAUGCAAUACUGAUGCUCACGGACGAGCAUGCGCAGCACUUACCCGAGGACGAGCGGCUACCCACGGACGACGAGCUGGAUGCCCGCGAGCCCGACCGCAAGAUCAGGCGGAUGCGCGGGCGCGAGCUCAGGCUGAUACAGGGCCAGGACAUCCUCCGUGGCGCGACGGAUCUCGAGCCUAGACGUAUGGUACCGUGGACUACCUUCUGGGAGGAUAUAUGUUGUGUAGCGGCACGCUAA